Sapajus apella (tufted capuchin) is the source of this 5231-nucleotide messenger RNA. RefSeq names its product cholinergic receptor nicotinic alpha 2 subunit (gene CHRNA2). Gene Ontology annotation, molecular function: transmembrane signaling receptor activity; acetylcholine-gated monoatomic cation-selective channel activity. The record is from RefSeq and is a predicted model, not a curated record. Gene Ontology annotation, biological process: nervous system process; chemical synaptic transmission; monoatomic ion transmembrane transport. NCBI's taxonomy places the organism in Eukaryota, Metazoa, Chordata, Mammalia, Primates, Cebidae. Bases 1784 to 3373 code for a protein of 529 amino acids. The transcript is spliced from 7 exons. Gene Ontology annotation, cellular component: neuron projection; postsynaptic membrane; synapse.
UCCUUCCAUCUCCAGAUGGAAAAUGUAUACACCUAACUUUAUAUGUAUAUAUAGACACACACAUAUACUAUGUGUGUGUGUGUGUGUGUGUGUGUGUGUGUGUGUGUGUGUGUAAAUAUGGUAAAGUAUUAAGAUUUGUUAAUUUGAGGAGUGGAAAUAUGAAUGUUCAUGGUUUUUUGGUAUUUUAUGUCUUUUAAUGCUCUCAAAAGAUGAUGCUAGCGAUCGUAUGCACACAUGUAUGCACAAUGCAUGUGUGUAUUUGUGUUUAUUUGUGCUAAUUGACUCCUCCUAGUAAGCCUAUGAAUCAGGAGCCAUUGUCCACAUCCUCUUUUUACAUCUGAGGAAACUGAGGCACAGGAAGCUGAGGCUGGUCCAGGAUCACGCAGAUGUUCAAGAAGAGAGCUAGAAAUCCAGCCUCAGCAGUUUGUGGCCAGGUCAUGCCCAGGGCCCUUGCUUUUAACAAACUAAGGGAGAUGAGCUAGCAAGUAGCUUGAGGGAAAGGCCAAAACUGAAGAGUGUUUUUAGGAUGGGGAAUGAGCUUAGUUAGGGGUUGAGGGGAAGGAACAAGUGGGGAGGGGAGGGAGGGUCUGAGAAAGGCUGGGCUGUACAUAGAGGGGGUGCUGUCCAGAUCACAGCGGUCAGGAUUCGCCAAGCACGGAAAGAGACAGGAGUCCUGACCUGACGCUAGAGAAAAGGAGGCUUCUUUGGAAAAUCGAAGGCAAGGUCACCUGCAAGGAGGCUGAGGGGGUGACAGGGAAGCAGCCACACUGGUGGCCUCAUGAGUGACCUGCGGUUCUCCAGGUUGGUCGGGGGAGGGGUCCCACAGGGAACGAGGGGAAGGGGAGAACGGCGGGCUGGCUGGCAGCUCUGUUCUCACUCCAAGUUUGCUGAAAACUCUACUGCUAUUUUGACAGACAGACCCAGGACCCAGGGCCCAGAACCUAUGGGUGCACUCAGGGGCCCCGGGCAGUGAUCCUGGAGCCCAGGGGUCCACAGAGCAGGGAAGAGAGCAUCGUGUCCACACAGCAGGGAAGGGAGCAUCGUGUCCACACAGCAGGGAAGGGAGCAUUUGUCGUGACUGGACAGUGGUGACUGGACAGAGGGAGGGAGAGCUGCAUCUGUCCCCACCGGACACAGGCUGGAGAGUCACAGGCUCCUCCUCCUUCCCCUCCAGAGAGGGUGUGUGUGUGUGUGUGUGAGAGAGAGAGAGAGAGAGAGAGAAAUUGAGAGAGAGAGAGUGAGAGCGGGAGAGGGCAGCGUGAGCCUGUGUGCUUGCGAGCUGAGCCCUCAUUCCUUCCUGGGGUCAGGCUUGGGUUUCACCUGCAGAAUCGCUUGAGCUGGGCUGCCUGGGCUGCCCUCCUUAGUGACACUUGCGUGAAGCCUCUCUGGCUGCCAGAACUGGGCAGCCCCAGAAAAACCGACCUCUCUGCAGAGCUUGCCCAGCCGUCCCCGGGAAGCCAACUGCCUGUCACGGUAAGUCCUCCUCUUGAUGGGGUGUCUCCUAAACCCUCACGCUUCAGCCUCUGUUUGCCCAUGAAAUGAAAUGACUGAGCUCUAUUCUGUACCUGCCACUCUAUUUCUGGGGUGCCUUUUGUAGGCUUCCCAGAAUCUCCAAGCCAGGCUGGUUCUUUGCAUCCUUUGAGCGACCUGUCUUCUUCUGUAACCACAGGUUUGGUGGUGACAGGAAGCCUCGCAGAAUCCAGCUGCAACUCUGCUGGGGACACGGUCCAAGGAGCAACCACAGCAAAGCCCUGAUCUGAACUCCUGAUGCUCAGGGGAAGCCAUGGGCCCCUCCUGUCCUGCUCUUUUGUCCUUCACGAAGCUCAGCCUGUGGUGGCUCCUUCUGAUCCCAGCAGGUGGAGAGGAAGCCAAGCACCCACCUUCCAGGGCUCCCGUAGAGCCCCUCUCCUCUCCCAGCCCCACGGUGUUGCCGCAGGGAGGCUCCCACACCCAGGCUGAGGACCGGCUCUUCAAACACCUCUUCCGGGGCUAUAACCGCUGGGCGCGCCCCGUGCCCAACACCUCGGACGUGGUGAUCGUGCGCUUCGGACUGUCCAUCGCUCAGCUCAUCGACGUGGAUGAGAAGAACCAAAUGAUGACCACCAAUGUCUGGCUAAAGCAGGAGUGGAGUGACCACAAACUGCGCUGGAACCCCGCAGAUUUCGGCAACAUCACAUCCCUCCGGGUCCCUUCCGAGAUGAUCUGGAUCCCCGACAUUGUCCUCUACAACAAUGCAGAUGGGGAGUUUGCAGUGACCCACAUGACCAAGGCCCACCUCUUCUCCACGGGCACUGUGCACUGGGUGCCCCCGGCCAUCUACAAGAGCUCCUGCAGCAUCGACGUCACCUUCUUCCCCUUCGACCAGCAGAACUGCAAGAUGAAGUUCGGCUCCUGGACCUAUGACAAGGCCAAGAUCGACCUGGAGCAGAUGGAGCAGACAGUGGACCUGAAGGACUACUGGGAGAGCGGCGAGUGGGCCAUCGUCAAUGCCACAGGUACCUACAACAGCAAGAAGUACGACUGCUGCGCCGAGAUCUACCCCGACGUCACCUACGCCUUCGUCAUCCGGCGGCUGCCGCUCUUCUACACCAUCAACCUCAUCAUCCCCUGCCUGCUCAUCUCCUGCCUCACCGUGCUGGUCUUCUACCUGCCCUCCGACUGCGGCGAGAAGAUCACGCUGUGCAUCUCCGUGCUGCUGUCGCUCACUGUCUUCCUGCUGCUCAUCACCGAGAUCAUCCCGUCCACCUCGCUGGUCAUCCCGCUCAUCGGCGAGUACCUGCUGUUCACCAUGAUCUUCGUCACCCUGUCCAUCGUCAUCACGGUCUUCGUGCUGAAUGUGCACCACCGCUCCCCCAGCACCCACACCAUGCCCCGCUGGGUGAGGGGGGCCCUUCUGGGCUGUGUGCCCCGGUGGCUUCUGAUGAACCGGCCCCCACCGCCCUUGGAGCUCUGCCACCCUCCAGGCCUGAAGCUCAGCCCUUCUUAUCACUGGCUGGAGACCAACAUGGAUGUGGAGGAGCGGGAGGUUGUGGUGGAGGAGGAGGACAGAUGGGCGCGUGCAGGUCACGUGGCCCCCUCCGUGGACACCCUCUGCAGCCACGGUCACCUGCACUCUGGGGCCUCAAGUCCCAAGGCUGAAGCUCUGCUGCAGGAGGGUGAGCUGCUGCUGUCACCCCACAUGCAGAAGGCACUGGAAGGCGUUCACUACAUUGCCGACCACCUGCGGUCCGAGGAUGCCGACUCUUCGGUAAAGGAGGACUGGAAGUACGUCGCCAUGGUCAUCGACAGGAUCUUCCUCUGGCUGUUUAUCAUCGUCUGUUUCCUGGGGACCAUUGGCCUCUUCUUGCCUCCGUUCCUAGCUGGAAUGAUCUGACCGCACCUCCCUCGAGUUGGCUGCCAGGGCACCACUGCUGACCAUCUUUUGACCAUCUCUGCUGCAGCUGCCUCUAGUGUCCCCUUUGCGGUCAGCAGGUGCCUCUCUGUGGAGUCCUGACCCUGGCCCCGGUAUCGCAGGCUUCCAUCCAGCUUAACAGGAUUGUAUCAGGGCUGAGAGCCUGCUGGACAAAAAGCCCUGUUUUGGAUGCUGAGGAGCUAGGGAAGUUCUGCAGAAGGUCACAAGAUGGUGGUGACCAAGUGGAGCAGAGUCGGAUUCUCCUGGAGGAGCGGUGCAGACCCCAAGUGACAGAAGAGUCAACCCGGGGGAUGCUGGGGCCAGGGUGAUGAGGAAGGGAAGGCAGACCUCAAAGGAGGGGUCGUGGGGCAAAGGGGAGGGUUCCUUGGGGUGGAAGGGCUCUGAACGAUGUUUGGAUUUGGGAAUGAGCCCAAAGUGCCAGAACAGCCAGGCGAGGUGGGAGCUUGGAGAGCCAGGUGGGAUCUCUCUCAGCCAGGCUGGGGAUGAAGUUCGGAGUCUGGCCAAGCCUGCAGGGUUCUGAGCUGGACGGUCCAGCAGGGGGGUGAUACAGGCUCUUCUGGAAGGGGAGGAAGCGGGAGGCAGGGCCUGCGUGUGGAGUGGAUCUUCCCUACAGGGGAGGGACGGAUGGUUGGAUACAGGUGACUGGGCUAUUCCAUCCACCUGGAAGCACCUUGGAGCCCUCAGGCUUCUCCUUGACGUCACUCCCCUCCCUUCCUUGUUGCAAAGUGGCUCUGCACCAGCAGCCCCCAGGAGGUCUGGCACAGCUGAGAGCCACGGCCUGCGGGGGCUCCAUAUGUCCCUACACAUGCAGCAGCCAAACAAGAAAGACCAUCCUGAGCCGCUCUGACCCAACUCAGACUCAUCUCGUUUGCCCUAUCCUCCCUCCCUCCACCCCUCCUCCCCUCCUCCCGUCCCCCCCUCCCCAGGCACCCUGUUCCCUAUGCCUGGCUCCAUCGGAAGGAGGCCUCACUUGGGAGCUGAAGAUCUUUGCCUUCAGCUCCUUUGAUUCUAAACUUCUCAAGGGCAGGGCCUCUGCCUGUUACUUUUCCCACCCCCAGCACCUAGCAUGGCGCAGGGUGAGUACUGUGCUCAAGGCAUUUGCUCUGAGUGGUUGAGGAGAGCAAGCUGGCUUGUUUGGGCCCCAAGACUGCUGUGCAGAUGACAAAAGCUGUGGUCCCAUCCCUUGCCAGCCUGCCCCAUCUCCCCCAGAGCCCCGAGGUGUGUUGACCUGCCCUGAACCCUUCAGAGCAGCCUGUGUGUGCACCUUGGAAAGCACCAUCCCGAAGCCCGAGUCUGCACCCAGGAGCCCAGGCCGAACGGCUGCUCCUGGGAUCGGGCAGCAGACUUCUCCCCAGCUCUGUCCAGGCCCGAGAGUGGGCCCUUGGCAGCUAACAGAUAUGGCCACUGGGUUCUCGAAACGGCGUGGAGGCUCCAGGUAGGAAGCUGAGCAGGGGGAGCUUCCAGUUGUUCUGGUCCUAGGGGGUCUCCUCCUUCCAAACCCCGAAGUCUCUCUCCCUGACACUCCCAGGGCACACCUGCCUGCCUUUGACACCCUGGCCCAGGCCCCACCACACCUCGCUUCUCUCCCACAACCCCCCACUCAUGGCUCAUCUGAUCUCUGGCUCCUGUCUACUUCUGUGCACGCAGCCCCAGCCUCCCCUCUCCUCCCACCUGUUCUUCGGAGGCCUCAGAGCUCUCAGGUCCAGCCUUCCAGACCCGCUGUCCUGGGACAGUGAUGUUCGCUCCUGUUAUCCACAUCUCCCGUCCACCUUGCAUGUGAUAAAGAGAGUAAAUAAAGCUGCAUCUACUGCUCACUCAA